AAGUAGAACAAUCUUUGUUGGUAGUUCUGUAUAAAUGUUGACAUUUUCCUUCAGUUUUUCCCUUAUCUAGUAGUAGAAAAAUUGAAUUUUUCAUCUGAAAACGUCGUUUUUGUUUCAUACUGGAACUGUCCUUGCUCCUCUCAACUCGAUGGUGGAUAUCUACGUGAGGCCACGAUCAUUAAAUCGUUAAUAAAAUAAUCCAUUUUAUGAGAAUAAUAUGUUAGAAUAAUUCAAUUUACACUCACUAUUUAAUUUAUUUUCUAUAUAAAAAAGAUGAAAAGACAGUUUAUCAAGGUAAAACAAUUUGCUGACCAAACCUUCUCUAGGUCUGGCAAAACUGAAGCACUUUCGGAUACAUUACAAAUAGCAGAAAAACGAGUUGAGUUUAUUAAAAAUGCUUGUCAAAACACAACAAAAAAAUUAUUAGCUACAUUAAUAUCUCCUGGACUUGGUCAUGAUUCGCUUGCACGAGAAAAACGACUUAAAAAAAUGCCAGAUUAUUUAUUAGCCAUGGCAAUGCUCGAUAAUGGAACUAUUGAAGAAGAUAAUAUAUUACGCCAAGUAUUAGUAGAAUGUAGCAAAGUUCUAAUAUGUUUAGCUAAUGCUGGUGUAGAUUAUGAAUUACGUAUUGAACAAACAGUACUUAAUAAACUACAACAGGUGCUUGAUGUAGAUGUGCCAAAUAUAAUUAAGCAAAAACGUUUGCUUACAAAGUUGGUAGUUGACAUGGAUUUAGCUCGAGCAAAAUAUCAAACAGCUAUAAAAAACUCAAAUUCAGGAAGUUCCCAUACCAAUAAAGUAGAUGCAAGUAAAGAAGAAUUAGAAGAUAUAGAACUUAAAGUUGAACAAUGCAGGGAUUCCUUAGCAUCAGAAAUAUUUCAAUUAAUAUCCCGAGAAGCAGAGUUUUCUUCUAUUCUUAUGGAAUUGAUGAAACAUCAACGUUCUUACCACCAAACAGCAUUAGCUGUUUUAGAUCAAAUAGUUCCUGAAUUAGAGACUGUUAUUGACAGUAAUCCUGCAAAACCAGUUUUUGGUCAAAGACUGGAAGACCAUUUAAGAGUUACUAAAAGACGAAUAGCCUAUCCAAUUGAACUGUGUAUUUGCACUUUAUUGGAAAUCAGUGUUGAAGAAGAAGGAUUAUUUCGAAUCGCAGCUGGUGCUUCUAAAGUACGAUGCAUGAAACUACGAUUAGAUUCUAAUUGCUUAGAUUUAGAAUCUGCUGUUGAAUACAGAGAUCCUCAUAUAAUAGCUGGAGUAUUAAAAUCUUAUUUGAGGCAGUUACCAGAACCUUUAUUAACUCAUCAUUUAUAUGAAGAAUGGAUUGCUGCAGCUAAGUUACAAACUAGUGAAAGUAGACUUCAGGCAAUACUAAAUGUCGUUCAAAAGUUACCACAGUCAAAUUUAUACAACUUAAGAUAUAUUAUUAAAUUUUUGGCAAUGUUGACUAAACAUCAAGAUCUUAAUAAAAUGAGUCCUCAAAAUUUGGCUAUAGUUAUUGCACCAAAUCUUCUUUGGACGCCAGAAGAUAAAAAUGAUAAUAUUGGAUUAAAUAUGAAUGCAGCUGCGUGUCAUAAUGUGAUUGUAGACUGCUUAAUUUCUCAUUCAGAUUGGAUAUUUCCUGGAGAAGAAGAAUUUUAUGUGACAUUAAAAGCAUUGGAUAUGAAUGAUUUUAAUGGCCAUAAAAGGUCUAGUAGUGGAGAUACACAUUUAAUAUCUACAAAUGAUGCAGUUAACACAAAUUUGAAACGAAGUAGAUCUAGUACUAAUAUUACUGAUAUGAGUCCUCCAUCUGAGAGUCCAAAACCACAUACAAGAGGACGUAAAAGUAAACCGGCUCCUGUUCCACCAUCACCAACAUCUAAGGCAAAUAAUGUAUUUGAAAGUCCUGUGGUAAUAAAAGACCUAGACAAAACAAACUGUGAUAAACCUCCACCCGGUUCCUUACUGAAACCUAGUCAAACCACCGAAUCUCCUAGAGAAAAGUUACCAGCUGUUGAUACAGGUUCAUUAAAACGUCCUGUUAAGCCAGCUGUUGCUCCACGUACAAUACUUGAAACGUCUGAUGAUACAGCUUUUCGUAAACCUGCCAUACCUGAAAGACCAGCAUCUUUACAAAGACCUUUGAGUUCAUCAUUUAGAAGCCUUCGAAUAUUAACCGAUUUAUCUAAUGAAAAACCUGAUGUAGAUCAAGGUGGUGGCCCUAUGUUGGAAAGGGCACACUUAUACACAGUGUCAAAACAACAGGUCUCAUUGAUACAAGUAGGAAAUCAAUGUGAUGAUAAAGAAAUAACCCAAAAUCAACAUAGUGAUAUAAUAGAUAGUAACACAAAUCAAGAAAGUUCAAAUAAUGACAAUGAUGUUUGUAAAAGUCCAAAUUUUUCUAGUCACCGCCGUACACCUUCAGACACCCAAAUAGGACAAUUGCCAACAUUAAAAACACCAACUAGAACACAACGACCUAUUCCUCCACCACCUCCUCCACCAGUUUGUUCUUCCAAAAAAGAACCAGAAAGUACAGAUUUAUAGCAUUAAAAAAAGAAUUAGAAAAAAAAAUUUAUUUUUGUUUCAUUAUUAAUUCAUUGACCAAAGAAACAGUUAAAGUUAUUUAGCUCAGAUUCAUUAACGAGAGAAGCAUUUAAUAAUUUA
Sipha flava (yellow sugarcane aphid) is the source of this 2646-nucleotide messenger RNA. RefSeq names its product rho GTPase-activating protein 44-like. The record is from RefSeq and is a predicted model, not a curated record. NCBI's taxonomy places the organism in Eukaryota, Metazoa, Arthropoda, Insecta, Hemiptera, Aphididae. Gene Ontology annotation, molecular function: GTPase activator activity; protein binding. Gene Ontology annotation, biological process: signal transduction; positive regulation of GTPase activity; regulation of actin cytoskeleton organization. The coding region runs from base 274 to 2526 and encodes 750 amino acids. Gene Ontology annotation, cellular component: intracellular anatomical structure; cytoplasm. The transcript is spliced from 15 exons.